CGCGCGGCUGGGGCGUCCGCAGCGCUGACAGGGCAGGCUCGGCCCCGCCGCCGCCGCCGCACAGGCCUCCGCCAGCCCCCGCCGCGGCGCCCCGCAGCGCCGGUUCCGCACCGAGAGAGGCGCCCGCCCUCAGUGGAGCUCCAUGUACGACAAUUUGUACCUGCAUGGAUUUGAAGACUCGGAGGCGGGCUCAGCAGAUUCGUACACAAGCAGACCCUCGGACUCUGAUGUCUCUUUGGAAGAAGACAGGGAAGCAAUCCGCCAAGAAAGAGAACAACAAGCAGCUAUACAGCUUGAAAGGGCGAAGUCCAAACCAGUAGCAUUUGCUGUUAAGACUAAUGUGAGUUACUGCGGAGCACUGGAUGAAGAUGUUCCUGUCCCAAGCACUGCUAUCUCUUUUGAUGCCAAGGACUUUCUACACAUUAAAGAGAAAUACAAUAAUGACUGGUGGAUAGGAAGACUGGUUAAAGAGGGCUGUGAGAUUGGCUUUAUUCCAAGCCCGCUUAGAUUGGAGAAUAUCCGCAUUCAACAGGAGCAGAAGAGAGGACGUUUCCAUGGAGGGAAAUCAAGUGGAAAUUCUUCUUCAAGUCUUGGAGAAAUGGUUUCUGGCACAUUUCGAGCCACACCCACUUCUGCCGCAAAACAGAAACAAAAAGUGACAGAGCAUGUUCCUCCAUAUGAUGUAGUACCAUCAAUGAGGCCUGUUGUCUUAGUAGGUCCAUCACUGAAAGGUUAUGAGGUGACAGACAUGAUGCAGAAAGCUCUCUUUGACUUCCUGAAGCACAGGUUUGAUGGGAGGAUAUCAAUAACUAGAGUGACAGCUGACAUUUCUCUUGCUAAGAGGUCUGUUCUAAAUAAUCCAAGCAAGAGGGCAAUAAUUGAGCGGUCAAACACAAGAUCAAGUUUAGCUGAAGUACAGAGUGAAAUUGAAAGAAUUUUUGAGCUGGCGAGGUCCUUACAACUGGUUGUGCUAGAUGCAGACACAAUCAACCACCCUGCACAACUUAUCAAGACAUCUUUAGCACCAAUUAUUGUCCAUGUUAAAGUGUCUUCUCCAAAGGUUUUGCAGCGACUGAUUAAAUCUAGAGGAAAGUCACAAAGUAAACACUUGAAUGUUCAGUUGGUGGCAGCUGAUAAACUUGCACAAUGCCCACCAGAAAUGUUUGAUGUAAUUUUGGAUGAAAAUCAACUCGAAGAUGCUUGUGAACACUUGGCCGAGUAUCUUGAGGCGUACUGGCGUGCUACUCACACCACCAGUAGCACACCAAUGACCCCUCUCCUUGGGCGAAAUCUAGGAUCCACUGCACUUUCGCCAUACCCUGCUGCAAUCUCUGGAUUACAGAGCCAGCGUAUGAGACAUAGCAACCAUUCUACAGAGAACUCUCCAAUUGAACGACGAAGUCUAAUGACCUCAGAUGAAAAUUAUCACAAUGAAAGGGCUCGGAAGAGCAGAAACCGCUUGUCUUCCAGUUCCCAACACAGCCGAGAUCACUAUCCUCUAGUGGAAGAAGAAUACUCUGACUCAUACCAGGACACUUACAAACCCCAUAGGACCCGAGGAUCCCCUGGAGGAUAUAGCCAUGAUUCACGACAUAGGCUAUGAGUUUAAGAACCUGGGGAAAAAUAGUAUUCAUCAGUUAAUAACUUGCCAUAACGUAGCUAGGAAAAAAUAAAUCAUCUUAAUUUGGCAGCUGUAACAUGGUUAUACUGAAGUUACACUCUGCUGUCACUUGAUGUUAAGUAGGGGGCAAAAAAAAUUUACCAUGCCCUUAUGUUUAUGCCCAACCAUAUAGGUUGUUUUUGUUGGUUUGGGUUUUUUUUUCAGUACAACAUUCACAUUUAUAGCCAUACCUUUUACUCAUCAUUAGCUAUUAGACUCAUCAGUUUGUAAUUUAGGGUACUUAUCAAGGCACUUAUAAAAUAAUUUCCUGUGCUGGAAAUUCCAAAUGACCAGUUCCAGUUGGAACCAAUUUAUAAACCAAUUCCUGUUGGAAUUUGGGUGAAUUGACUGGAAAGUCGACUUGAGCAUGUUGCAAUCAAUUGAAAAAAAUACAAAUGAAAAAUCUGAAAAUUACAGACACUAGAAGCCAAAAAAUCAGCUACAGUAUUUGUUUGCUGGAAGCUAAAUUUAUAAAGUUAGAAUACAAGUAUUUUUUUCUAACCACGUAUUUCCAGAAUGGCUUUUUCAGACAAACCAAAUAUAAACUGUCUGUAGUGCCAAAUAUCACAAAUUAAUGCAGCAGUUACAAAAUACUUUCCAGUUUGAAAUUAUUUUUAAAUCUGGCAUGAGUGUUGCAGCAGAAUGAUUUUUUUGUUGUUGUUUUGUUCAGCCAGUACGGACAUUUUUGUUGUGGUCAGCUGUGAUGAACUGUGACAGGAUAAGGGGAAGUAGAAACAGGAAAAAGAACAAACUCAAGAGUAGGUUGUAUGGUUAAAGUUGGGGAAAAGUCAUUUCUUUCUCUUGUUUACCAGAAUACAGCUAGUAGUCCCAAAAUAGAACAUCAGUGUAUAGAUAAUGUAAUAUUUUUUCUCCCAUUUUUAAUAUUCUGCCUUUUUAAACGGAAAACAAUACACUCUCCUUAUCUAGUGUAUAGAGUACCUACAUUCCAGUACAUCUGAGUACCUAUAUGUUACAUCUUUCAAAAUCCAUCUUUGAAUGUCUGCAAAUUCCAGCAUCGCACAAGAAUCCUCCAGAAGAACAUCAGCAUAAAUUUUACUGAUGAAAUAUAUGCUGGGGGGUGGGGGGGUUGAGCAUUCGUAAAUGAUGAAAAUUCAGAAUAACAUGUUGGUCACAAUUAGCCUGCAAUAAAAAUAAGAAUAUCAAAAAAUAACCCUGCUCACAGUAACAUUGUAGAGCUGACAUUUUUAAUUCUAAGAACUAUGAUAACUCUUUGGAGAUAUUGCUGCCUUACUUCCUAACAAACACUUCUUCUCACCUACUGAGUCUUCAAUUUUUUUAAAAUAGAUAAAUUUAUGUAAUUAGACCUUAUAUCUUACAUUAUCAGUGAAGCCUUAGAUCCAAUAUGAUUGAAAUAAUUACUAUAAUUGACCAUUUUAUACAACCCACUGAUGUAUUUAAGCAGAGACUCCUGAAAUUCCGCACUGCAUGCAUUUUCUAAAAUUGACCGAAUAUAUGCUGAACAUGCAUUUUUUAUGCAGGUUCAUGUCAAAAGUAUUUUUUUGGAAAUGAGUAUUGUUAAUUUUUAUACUUGCUUGUUUUCUUCCCAAAGCCUGCUAAAGUAGGCUCUAGAAGCAUGUAGCAGUAAAUACAUUUCCUGAGUAUUAUGAGGUCUUCUACUUUCUGGACCAAUUUGCAAAGAUCACUGAUACUUUCCACCACUACUGAGCCUGGUUAUCUUCUUGAUGUUAACAACUGGAAAAGUAAUUCAUCUCAUAUUUGGAACAACCAAAAAUAAUGUACAUCUCUAGCAGCAUUAGAAGAUAGCGGAUGCAUGAUUAUUUUUUUGAACAACUUUACCGCCUAAAAGAAGGCCUUAAACAUCACUAGAUGAGUCAAAUGAGCCAGUUACCAGGAACAAAAAUGUAACAUAUCUGCAUCCAUUGCAGUAAUAGAGUUAAGAAUGGAUGCGAAAGACCUGAUCCUGUUUGAUUUCUCUCAGGCUGAAUCCUUGCUGAUUCCAAAGAGCAUUUAGUUUGAGAAAGCACUGCAAGAUCUGGUCUGGGAAUGGUAGCUUAAGCUGUCUUCUCUAAUAUUUUCUGCUAUAGCACAGUGGAGCAUUCUCCAGUAAUUUUUACAAAUAUUUGUUACAUGUACAGCACACAUACCUGCAUGAGAAGGAAGGCAUUAGGCAAAACAUUUUUUCUGUAAGCUUUAAUAAGUUUCUUGUUUGUGUGCAUUAAAGUAUUAAUUGCAAAGAAUGCACUGAGAUGUAUAAACCUAGAUUAGACACCUGUUUAUUCUGUAGUAGCAUUAGGGAUCAGAUCAUUAACUGCUUGAAGAUAUUUGCAUUUUAAUGGCAGGUAGCUGCAAAGCACCUACAUAUAUUUUCUAGAAAACAAGAUUACUGCUUUAUCAUUUCCUCGACAGAAAAUGUCAUUUAUUCCUAGAGCCUUUUGGAGCCUUGUUUUGAAGUCUUCCAUGUCAUGCUAGUUAAGGGAAAGAUCUACACAAUACAUAUGCACAAAUUCCAUCAACAGCAGCAUCUGAAGUGCCAAAACUACUUUGUUCUAAUAAAAACAAGCUUUUGAGGGAAGUCAUGUAUUGUCUUGAAAGAACAUGUUGGGUUCCUUUAUUGUGUGGGUUUAAGUUCACUUUAGUAUUGUAUGUAUUUAGUUUACCCUCUUCUCCCCCACACCCAUUCCAUUUGAAUAUAAGCAAUCAGUUACAAAAGAUCCAGCAGAACUCCUUGCUUGGUGGUUUUUUAUUCUUUGAAGAUAGUUAUAUCUUUAAGUACAAAUAUACCAAACGUGCUAAUAGAUUAUUUAUUUAUUCUAGAUAAAAGCUGUUGGAACUCUUUCAUUUUAAACAUAAAUUAUUUUUUAGGAAACAGUAAUCAAUAAAAGUUGCAAUGUUGAUCAAGACGUGUAAACUCAUAGUAUUUGCAUUAGAACUUCAGCAGUGCUAGCCAGCUGUAUUGUGAUUUAUUAUGCGAUGGCGCUAUAUAAAAAUGUGAAGUUCAUGUAUUCCGGAAUGAAUACGAAUAAGACCAAUUUUCUAUUCCUUAUGCCAUUUCUUCUUGUUGUUAUAAUAUUAUUGCAGCAAAGAUCAGAGUUCUGUCCUAAACUCUGGCUUAUAAGGAGAAUUUUAGAAAGGUUUAUAAAAUGUUGGUGAGUUUUUGUUUUCUGAGUUUUUCAUUAGGACACUUUGGGAUUAAUGCUAAUUUAGUCAAUAAAGGUGACAUGACAAUCUUAAUAUCCAAGGACAAUAUACUUCCAUGCAUCCAUAUGUUUAUAAAUGAAUUAGCAAAGUAUUUUAAAAAUCUUGGAAGCUGCUUUAAAGACAAUUCAUUGUUAAUCUUUCAAUUUAAAAUAUUUUCUUUUUGGCAAGUUGUAUUUGACAAAUAUACAGGUUCUUUUAAUAAUUACAUAGAUAAACAUAUAUCCCAUGGGACAUGCCUCUUGAAAGUGAUUAUGUUUUCUGCCUGAGUAUAUUAAGAAGUUAUUGCUUAAAGGAACAUAACUAAAAUUGUUUUAUAUUAAAUUUUAGUUUAAAAACAAUGGGACAAAUUAUAUAUUCAUUUUUAAGCAGGUUUGACUGAUUUAAAAAAAUCAAUUCCUCUGCUUGAGAAUUCAUAGUAUAGUAUAGCCCUACACCUAGACUUUCUCCUGAAAAAUUACCUCAGCAGGGAAAUCAAGUGAUGCCCCAGAUUUUGUGCUCCAUGAGCAAAAGUAGUUUCUGAUGGCACCAGAUACUUGGUGUGUUCUCGGGACUGGGGGUGGCUCUGUGCCUUCAGCAGACACCUCUCCAGGGAUGGUACUCGGAACGCUAGUUUUGGUUUUGCAGCACAUAGAGAAAUAUUUUAGGGUUUUCUUCCUCAGAUUUGAGAGCGCCUUCUGCAGAUGACAUCUGGGAUGAUGUCUUUAUAUGCUCCUUGCUUUUAAAAUAACGUUUGAUGAGUACUUACUAGAGUAGAUUACCAGGAGGAGGAAAGGGAGUUGCAAGCUCCUGGUGCGAGCAUGCUUUUGGCAGGUGUCUGCUGUGCCACCAGCGAGCUGCGGUGCUCCAAGUGCCAGGUGGUGGGAGCUACUGGAGAUGUGCCCAAGCCUGUCGCUUUGGGGUCAGCCCGACUCCCCGUCUUCUGAGUUCGUUGUGGUCUCCAUUCCGUUGAUUCCUCUGAACUUCCCAGAAUCUCACAUCUUUACAGACAUUAGCAUUCUCAAAAUAAUAUUGCUAAUACUGUUAUUUUGUAGUGUACUGGUCUGAGUAAAUUAGGGCUUUCAUCAGUCCAUUACUUUCUUUAAGAAUACAUUAAACACGUUCUCUACUAUAUUUUGUUUUCUGAAUUCAGUGUUUAUGAAACCUGUCCUUGAUUCCAUAGUCCUCAAUUUUUUAAAGCAAAAAUAAUUAGUGACCACCAAUGAAACAAUCAGAUGCAUACUGUGUAAAAUACCACUUACACAAAUCUGUCUUCUCUCCUAAAAAUCUUUAUUUUAAAAUUAGGUUAUGUUGCCUCAAUGGGUAUUAAUGUAAGUUUGGAUACAUGGGGUUCUGCUAUAAUGUAUUUUGUUGCAGCUACCUCUUAUUGCUUCAAAUAGUUCAACUAAGUGUGUCUGGACUGUAUGAUAAUGUAACGUAGCCAACUCAAAAUUGGGGAAAUUAAAUUCCUAUUGUCUUUAAAACAAUAGCAAAAGAGAGUAUAUUAUUUUAAGAACAGUCAUUUGAAUAACCUUUAGUAUAUUGCUAUUCAAGUCCAAUUCAUUUUAUACAGGAAAAUAAAGGUAUGUCUUUGAAAAUAAAGGUACAUUUUAAUAAUGUAGAAAAUUCAUGUGUAAGGCAUUGACUUGGAUGAAGAGCUGCAAAUGCUAUUCAGUGUCAAAGUUUUUGCUAGUUUGGAGAAAAAAAUCUUCUUCCUGAGUUGCGGAAUCCACUUAGCAGGUCAAGAGAAAUACUCUACUCAAAUCCAUUUGAAUGUUUGGGGAAAGGGAGAAACACUUCCAGAACGCUAAUAAGACCAUAUCAGCCCUCUGCAGAGUUUCUCUCUCUCUGUGAGGUGACUCUUGGUUACCUCCUUUGAAAGUGGUGCAGCUGGAAGUAACGGCGGCUUGGUCCUAGUGCAGUGCAGCAGACUUGCCUUUUCCCUUCGCGUUUGGUGGGGGUGAGCUGCCGCCCGGAGUCUCCCUAGCGCUCGGUCCUACAGGCAACUUCUGCUGGGCACAGAGUUUAUUACUGUCUUGUCUGGAAGCCAGGAGCUGCCAGGUCUGACCAUAAAUGUCACGUGCCACUUAUCAUAUGCCUUACAAAUAUUUCCUGAAAAAUUAAAAAUGAUUGCCACCGUCCCCUUUGAUACUCUGUAUAAGCAGUAGAAAAUCAGUAUAGUAAGAAAAUAUAUUGUACAGUACAAAAUGAUAUAUAUUUGCCAAUGACAUAAAAACAAAGCAAGGAAAAAAGCACAUUUAUAAUAGCACAAAUUUACAAGAAUUCCACGAUUACACUUGGCAUUGUAUUUUUGAAAAAAUAGGUAAUUUUUUGAUGCAGUGUCAAUGAAUUUAUUGCAUUUUUCAUCAGUUUAAAUUGCUGCCUGGUACUUCUAACAGUUUAUUUCUAAGCCUUGCAUUUUGCAUAUGUGAUUUUUCAAUAACUUGCAUUCCUUCCAUGUUAAUUAAUGAAAAGUAUUUUUUUUAAUUAGAAAGUCCCUGAAUUCAUUUGUUGUAGUUUCCUCCUCAAAACUGAAAUUACGUGAAUACAAACAAAUUUCUAAUUACAGCCAAUGUACAGAUUUUGGCAUAUGACUGAUGACUAUACCAGUAAUGUUUAUGGCCCAAGGUCUGGAAUGAAAUACUCCCAAUAAAUAGGUUCUUGGGGCUGUAAUGCUACUUGCUUUUGUGCAUCAGGGAAAAGGGGGGGAAGGGAAGACAUUGCAUUAUAAGCACUGUGAGAGUCUACCCAGAACUUGCAAGGACAUUGCUGAAAACUUAAGACAGGAAGGAAAGUAAGCUUACGGAAUGCAUGCUCAGACCCAAAAUGUGUUUACAUUUGAAACGGGCCUGAUUCUCCUUUAAUACAUACAAGAUAAAAGUCAGUGAAAUUGUACAAGCAGAGCAAAGGAAGAGAAUCAAGCGAAAUACAAUUUUAUGUAUGCACAAGAUAUAAAAUGGUAGAAUAAUAAGCUGAAAGCAGUCAUUCAAACUGAACCAUGGACCUUGGGCUUUUCAGUUCCCAGAAAAUCUGCUCCUCAGCCAAACUAGUUCCCAGUGAUAGCCUGACUGUCCCAUCACUAGUUCAGACUCACUAUGGUAAAGACAUUAUUGCCUUUACUAAAGAAAAAGAAGAAUGUAUGUUUUCUUGCCCCCUUCUGUUCUUUCUUCUAUAGAUACUGUACGUGUAGCAUUCUACAAGGCAUGCUGGGUAAACUAUACUAUGCAAAUGUGUACAAUGUUGCAUGAUUUGCUCUCCCUCUGCUUUAGUGGCUUUCAAAGAAAAAAAAAGUGUUGUUAUUUUUGUGAACAGAAUCAUUUAAAAAAGAAAAUGCAGACUGCAUGCUUGUAGUAGCCUCAUUUCUAUGGAUUUGUUUUAUGGAAUUUAGAUGUACAAAAAUGAACUGCAUUACAAUAACUUUUCUACAAUAAAUCAAAAACUAGACAAACUGUUUAAAAGUCUUUUUUAAGUCUCCUUUUGUAUUCUGCCCUCAAAAGAUUGGAAAAAUGCUCAGAAGAGUCAAUUAAGAACAAAAUGUUGCAGUGUUAUUGUUUGGAGACAGCUUUUGGCAGCAGCUUAAUGUGUUAACAUUUUUUAGUAAAAAUUAAUGAGAUUGUGAAGAAAGGGAUGCAUCUGGUCUGUGGAAUGAAUGACAUUUAUUUUUAGAGUGAUCUGCUCUAAAUUAUUGCAGAUCAUAAGUACAGAAAUACGUAUUAUAAUUCACUAUUCCAUCAAUAAGUAAGAUACUUUCAGCCAACUGAAAUCAAUGGAUUCUCAUGAAUGUUAAUGGCUUUUGGAUCUGUCUUUAAUUUAAAACCUAGACAGAAACAAGCAUCAAAAUAAUGUGAGGUAUUAAGGAUGAGGGAAUAGUUAAAGCAAACACUUUUUAUAAUACACUGAAAGCAAGAAAGGGCUGAAAGGUACAGCCUUGAGCUAAGCCUGGAGAGCAAUCCUAGAAGUGAAAUUAUGGGGUGAGUUCCCAUAUGGAGUUUGCUCCGCAGUGAUGCAAAGAGUCUUUUUUCCUCAAAGGGAACCCAUGGCCUAACAAAAAGGCUGCGAUCAUCUAAAAAAUGUGGAAACACGGUGCGUUCACACUGGGUGCAGCAGCCGGGGACCAAACCGGCUCGGUGGAAGCACAGGUUUCUCAUGGGCACCACCAGGCAGGCACAGAAGUUUGGCCAUGUGGUCUCCCGUCAGCCGGUGAGCCCGGUCACGCCGCUGGCGGUCCCCUCGCGUCGUGAGCCCAGGCCGGGAUAACCGCUUCCACGGUCUGCUUCACCAGAGACAGCAGGAGGCAUCACCAGGUAAGCUGCAUCGGACUACAGAUUAAUGUUUGCCACGUUUCUAAAGGACACAUGCUGCUUUUUUAAAUUAAUUUAAUUGGAUCAGCUUGACUAAGUGUUCAAAAUGAAAUAUAAAGCUUGUGAGUUUUGAUUAAGCUAUUAAUAAAGUUCUUAACAUCUUCCAG
Messenger RNA from Rhea pennata, 9284 nucleotides. RefSeq names its product calcium voltage-gated channel auxiliary subunit beta 4 (gene CACNB4). Gene Ontology annotation, molecular function: voltage-gated calcium channel activity; protein binding. Gene Ontology annotation, biological process: calcium ion transmembrane transport. The record is from RefSeq and is a predicted model, not a curated record. Bases 143 to 1603 code for a protein of 486 amino acids. NCBI's taxonomy places the organism in Eukaryota, Metazoa, Chordata, Aves, Rheiformes, Rheidae. The transcript is spliced from 13 exons. Gene Ontology annotation, cellular component: voltage-gated calcium channel complex.